AUGCAAAAUCAAAUGGCAGAUUACUCUUCCUAAAAGUGGUACAUAGAUGAUGUCACUGGAGGCAGCACCAGCAACCAGAGCUAGAGACCAGAGCCGGUCUCUCAGAGCCAUGGUCACACAUAUGCCCAACUGUGUUGAGUGAUACAGGGUGGAAUGGAAUGAUGUGUGGAGGUCACAUCAAAAAUCUAUCCAGAAAGGCCCUUAACACCUCACAACUUGCCUAUUAUUCUUGUUUUAUCAGUUAUUCAAAGAGAAGUGUGGGGAAAAUGGAAAGUUACUAAAAGGUCAGGAAAUGUCUGCAGAAAGUCAGGCCCCCUCAAGGUCUUGCCUUACAAUCAUGAGUGCUCCAGUAAGACAAGAUACUUUCAUGUAUGCAUUGUCAUUCUUCCUUCCCAACGAACAGCUUGAACUGUGUGGAAAUAUUUUUUCUGCCAAGUUGAGCUAUGGUCGCCUAGGAAUUAAUUGACUUGUGCCCUACAAAUAUGAAGGUGGAAAGACUAAAAAUGUGCAAUACCAAGAUUCAGAGCAAGAACUUCAUAGUCAGGAAAUCAGCAGGGUACUAAGAGGAGCUAUCUGAACCACACCUUUUGUAACUCUGGAGACUUUUGGGGUCAGUUAUAUCCAUUAUUAGAUUAAUAGGAUGUUCGUGUAGAGAAAUGGGAUGACCUUUCAAAGUUCUGUUUGACAAAGUAUCUCCAUGCCACCUAUCUCAGACAGUUGAUGUUGAUUAGAUGUUUCUGUUCACUAACAAGAAAAAGUAUCCCAGUUACAUAGGAGGGACUUUAAAGGAGAAUUUUGUAACAGUGCAAGGUGCUUCAUACUGAAGUGAAGUAUAAAAGUAAAUACAGAAAAUUAAGAAUUUCCUUCAAAGGAAUUGAGAAAGAGAGAAUGAGAUUGAGAUUAAAGUAGAUAUCCAAAAGGACAAGAUGACUUAAGUACACCACUUCAUAGAAGCAGGGGAAUAGAGCCCAUGACCCCUUCAUAUGUCACUUUGGGGAGCAGGGGGGUAACUAAGAAAUAUAAAGCAAGACCAUCUCUUUUAAAGAGCCUACAAUAUCGUGGAAGAAUCAAUAUAAAACUUUAGAAAUCACAAGUAACCAAUUCAUUGUUGAUGCCAAAUUGUAUUGGCUGUUAUUUGUGCUUCAGAAGUUCAGGUGCGGGGAGCAAGGGGCAACAGUGAGGAGGACAGGAUUAUCCUUCCAUCUCCCCCAGGAAUUUUAGACCACCUAUAACCAUUGAUUAGGACUUUGUUAGGGAAUGCGUGGGGAGAGGUUAUUCAGGACAGGAUAGCAACAAAGCAAAGGCCCAAAAGAAAGCAUUCACAGAGCAUGGAGGACCCAACUUUGAGCAGCACAGAGGGUAGCAGCACAGAUCUGACCAUUCAAAAUAUGGUCAGAUUAUAUGAGCUUACCAUGAGAGAGUAAAAUUUAGGCACAAUAAUUUAGUUUUGAUAGGGUAAGCAAUAACAGUUAACUGAAUCACCAUGAAAUGAGAUGUGGCAUGGUGAGAACAACUUCAGGACUGUCUAGUAAUGAAACACUUGAUGGAUGGAGCAGCAAACUGCUCCAGACAGAGGGCAUAGCCAGGAGACUUCCAUGGCACUAGCAUGAGCUGACGAAGGAGUCUGCCUGUGGAGGAACUGGGAGGAUGCUGGUGCCUUUCAGAGAUCCUGAAAAACUGGGUGUGGGAUCACAUAGGUGAGGAAAGCAGCCAUCAAGCCUUGCUGUUUGUCUGUAGUGCUGUGCAUAUACUCAAGGCACUGAGCAUGCAGAACUGAAGGUACAGAUAUGAAGAACACCAGCACACAGAUUAUGGCUGAAACCACUGGGAAUGCCUGAUCCCUCUGAGAAAAGAGAAGCAAAAAUACUCGGCGCUGUCGUGGCGGGUUUGCUGAAGAAGACCACUGGCCUUGUGGGACUGGCUGUAUGUGACACUCUGCAUGAGAGGCUAAGAAUAUUGUACACAAAGAUUCUUGAUGUUCUUGAGCAAAUCCCUAAAAAUGCAGCAUAUAGGAAGUACACAGAACAGAUUACCAAUGAGAAGCUGGGUAUUGUUAAAGCAAAAACAGAUGUUAAAAAAUUAGAGGAUCGGCUUCAGGGUGGUGAAAUAGAAGAGGUGAGUCUUCAGGCUGAAAAUGAACUAAGUCUGGCAAGAAAAAUAAUACAAUGGAAACCAUGGGAACCUUUAGUGGAAGAGCCUCCUGCCAACCAGUGGAAAUGGCCAAUAUAAUGACAUGUGUGUUGAUGAGAAACUGAUGCAAUUAAAUGUUCUGUUAAAUUUAAAAAAAAAAAAAAAGAGAGAAGCAAAAAUAGGGCCGGGGCUGAGAUUGAGCUUCAACACCUAGACUCCCAUUGCUGUUUCCUCUACUGAGAACAGAUUUUCUCUGGAUUGCUGCUUUUAAUUCUGUCUUCACUUAUUUAGGAAAUAUUAAAGACCCAAUAGUUUAUCAGACUGAGGAUGCUAUAUAUUUAUAGAUGUUCUCUAAGGUACCUUCUAAAAACUAUGCCUAUAUUGCCCCAUAGUCAGUACAGCCAAAUACAAGCACCUGCAAGGAGAUGCUUAAUUUCUAAAGAAUAAAACCCUGAAAACACAACCCCAGUGUUGUUUGUAAUCCACUGCUACAUUUUUAAAUGCCAGAAACAGAUUCAGGCCAAGAUGGCCACUGGGGGCUAAGACCAUUAUGAUGAGUGUUUGAUGGACAUUAAUAUAUCACCAGAGCAACAUGCACAGACACAAGUAGCACCACACACACACACUAACCCAGGAAGGGGUUAAUCUGAAUAUUACUCCUAGUGGGUCAACCAAAUCUUAGCUGUCAUGUGAUGUGAACAUUCAUGAAAUACACAUAUUCCCAGUCAUGUAUUCAGGGUACAGCUUGACUUCAUAAAACCUUUAGAUCUAGCUUCCAGUUAGAGGGAAGUCAAAGAUUAGAGAAACUGGCUUAAUAGCAACAUUGAAAACAAUGAGGCAAGUCCAGAGGGUAGGACCUUCUGCAGGAUAAAUGACCUGAUCUCUCCUGAAAGUCCAUGUCAUGAGAAUGGGACUAUGCUAAAUUAAACAAGUUUUAAGAGAUUUAAAAAAACAGAUUUAGUGUAUCAUCCUGUCAUCCUGGAGUGAUUACUAGAUAGGACAAAUCAGUUACAAAGGCUUUGGGGAGCGAAUUUCUAAGAUUCAAGUGUAUUUUGAGUAUUAGAUGAAAAUUCCCUGAAAUGGAAAGGUGCUGACAAUUGGCAAAGGCAGACUGAGGAAGAACAUCCACAAUAUAAUGUUGGUUUGGUUAAAAAUAUAUAAUGGAGGGACAUAGAGGGGGCAAGAAAAGAGCCAUGAAGACAUUUGCUAAAGUGUUAAGUGUUGACCUGUGAAUGAUGGGAAUGUGAUGAGUUUUGUUUUGCUUGUCUGUGUUUUCCAAUUUCCUACAGUUGUACAUUACUACAUUUCUGUGCUAUUAAAAUGGCCAUUUGAACAGUUUGGUGCAUAGAAGGGAAUGAGGGAGAAGACCAGGUGAAAUAUGGAAGUAUAAUCCUGGGAAAAUGAAACUCCACAGUACGGCUUUGUGUGUGAUUUCAAAGGUUCUGUGAACCUCAUCAGUUUCUCCUAAAAGCACCAGUGCUGCCCCCAACCUUCCUCCUCCCUUCUGUCCAGUCAAAGCUCUCCAUUCUCUUAAGAAACUCAAGUUCCUAACUUAGAGCAGACAUGCUUGGACUCACAGUCUCAUUUGUUAUAUGAGAACCCAAAAGCAGUAAGGGAAUAGAUUUCUUCUAGUUUCUUCUCAUUACAAGUUUGACUUUUUUCAUAUUUAAAUUUACUUGGAUCAUUGAAACCUACAGAUGCCCUUGCCAUCCUGUAUGCUUUUUGGAGUUACAUCUUUGGAAAUUAGCAGUGCAAGUUUCAGUGGAAAUAACUCAGACGUUUGCCAAGUCUCUGACCCUGUCUAUCCCCAGACAGAGAACGAAGUUCUCACCAUCUAGUCAAAUCUUGUGUGACUCUGAAGGAAAGUGGGGGUGUGGGCUUGUCUCUCCUUUCCUGUCACCCUGGUAGACAGGUACUAAAACUGAAGAAAAAGGAGAGUCUUUUCAUGAAUAUUUUCAAACAUUUAAAUAUCUAUAAAUGUAUUCUUUGGGAAGUCACUUGAUAGGCUUAGUAUUUACUUCAGACUCUUAUUAUAUACAGAAUAUCUCCAAGUAGCUACUUCAUCGUGAAUGUGGCAGGAUUAAAUAAAGACAUGCUUUUAUUUAAUCAAAUGGAUGUUGACAUUUUUGAAAUCUAACAGUAAAAGAAGCUCAUCCCAUCCUUCCCUGGCCUUUGUUAAAGAAGGGCAUCAUACCUUCACCCCCUGAUUCUAGGAAGCCUGGACCCGUGGGUCUCGCUGGAAUUCACACUGUUUCCUUCCCU
Molecule: messenger RNA, 4392 nt
Organism: Talpa occidentalis (Iberian mole)
Lineage: Eukaryota; Metazoa; Chordata; Mammalia; Eulipotyphla; Talpidae
Product: NADH dehydrogenase [ubiquinone] 1 alpha subcomplex subunit 5-like
Exons: 1
Coding region: 1831-2229 (132 amino acids)
Biological process (GO): respiratory electron transport chain
Source: RefSeq, a predicted model, not a curated record